UAACACACAUCACAGUGCUACUUCACUAAUUGUUGCAAUUUUUAUAUUUAUAUAACGGUAUUUUUGUCUAAUAAAUUCAGUAGUUCAGUUUUGAAAUUUAGUUACUGAUCAUUAAUAGUAGUUUUGUUUCGUUCUCAAUUUGACUAAAGAUAACAUUUAAAUAUUUGAAAUUAAUCUUAUUAAAUAUUUUUCUGUUUCGUUACGAAAAAUCAUGAGAAUCAGUUUACGUUCUACUGUAGUUGUUUUGUUGAUAUUUACGACAAUUCUGACUAUUGUCGAGUGUAUUCGACCAUUUGGACCUAAAAAAGGUAUAGUUUUUAUUGUUCCGUAUUUUUUUUUUUAUGAAAUUCGAAAUAGGUGAGUAUCGUUUGUUUGUUAUAGUAAUAGAUUAAUCAUUAAUAUUAAUAGUUACCUAUUUAUAUUUUCCGGCAACCCAGAAAAAAUGUAGUAGGUAUAAUUAAUUAAUUUUUGUUUUUAAGAUGGCACGCCACAAAAUCCUUCAAACCGUACAAGCAUAAAAGAUAAAAUAAAAUCAAGUAAUUAUUGUAAUUUAACUAAGAAUUAGAUUUGUAAAUAGUUAUUCUUAAAUAAAAAUAUAUUUGAUUAUUGAUUGUCCAAUACACUUGAUGAAUCACUAAAUUAAGAUUAUAUUUACAUUGCCUUGGACGAAAUUCUAUUUUUUUAUUAUUAUUUUUUUUUUUUUUGCAGAUGGACUUGUAAAGUUUAUAACCAAACGUAAAUAUAACCUAAAAUAUUAACAAAAUAAUAUACUUUUUUUUAAAUAAAAUGUUUAAUUCUAGAUGUUGGAGGAUCUUCAGGAAAACUCACAGAAGGUAAAAUUUUUUUUUUAUAGACAAUAAGUUUAUAUAAUAAUAAACUUAAUAUUUUAAAUAACGCAUAAUAAAUAUAUUAUGAAUACGAAAAUAAUAUUUAAAACAAUUAGUGGUUUAUCCAAUACAGUUGAUAUAUACAAGAUCCUUAGUAGAUAUAAUGGUAUGUCCACUUUUUAAUCAAUACAAUUAAACAAAUGGUCUUCUAUACAUACUUUUGAUAAACUCCGAGUAAAUUUUAAACUAAACCAAAAACUUGAGUUCUAAAGGCUUGGGUACUUUCAUUACCAUAAUUUAAUAUAUUCUCCAAAAAAAGUUUGACACACCCACAAACAUUUAAUCUCUUAAACGUUAGACUAUUUUUCUUCAAAUUAAUAUAUUAAUUAGAAUAUUAUCAACUGUCAUUAUAAAAAUUCAUAAUAAAGCGUCAGUUUGUCUAUUUUUGUAAAGCAAAGAUAUUUAUUUUUUGUAAUUUUAUAUUGUCUAAACAUGUAAUGGUCCAAAAUUAAUUUUCAUUUAUAGACAAUGUUGAUAAAUUAGUGAAACUAGUAUUGAAUGAUGCUGAUUUGAUAAAAUUGGCAGCCUAUAAGAAACUUGUCUUUUUGUACAAGGUAAAUACUUAUUUUAAUUUUAAUAAAUAUACCUGUUACCUGUUUUUUUUUUAAAAAAUAUUACUAAGAUGUGUUGUUCUUAUUCGAUGUGUUUUCAUUUUUAUUGAUUUGUCGAAUUUAAAGUGAUCUUAAAAUUUGCAUUAAAAAAAUUUGUUUUUUUUAACCAUUAAGAAUGCCAAGUCAGAUGAGGAUAGAAAACCGUUAAUCUACGGAAUUAUAAAGUCAGCUACGGAAUUAAUAUAUUAUUAUUUUGCGGAAAAUAAAGGCUCCAAAGCUAAAACAAUCUUUAAAGAAGGUAAAUUUUAGGUUUAUACAUUUUAACUUGGGUUUAGUUUUUACGAUGGUUCAUUAGAAUGUCCUUCAAUUUUGUUAUACAUAUAAUUUACGGUAAGUAUAAUUUUGCUUCUUUUAGGAAAUUAUAAUAUUUAAUAUUAUGUUAAGUGGUGUAUCAGGUCGACCAUAUAAUACGUCAUAAGUAAUUAAAUAAUUACAUUUAUUAAUACAAACGUUUUUUAAUAGAAAUUAUUAAUUUAAAUUCGAUUGUUUUUUAUUUGAACAAUUAAUUUUGUGCAAUUGUUUUUUUUUUUUUUUUUUAAAUCGAUUUUUAGGACAAUCGUAUGCAAAUAAAUGUAUUCAAAUAACUAAUGAAAAGGGCCCAUGUUUAAAAUGGAAAGCUCUAUUAGAUGCAUCUUUAUUUUUUAAUCUUAUGAAGGAAAAGGAUACUUCUUUGAAAAAAGAGUUCACACGAGUAGCAAAUAGUUACAAAAGUGCUGUUGAGCACUUACCAAACGAUAAAAUGCUUGUCAAUAUGUCCAAAAGAAUAGGAUGUGAGGUAAGGAAAACAUAAACAAAUAUAUAAUAAUAUUUCAAAUUUGAAUGGUUUAACUAAUAAAAUCAAAUUAUAUAAUAAAUGCGAGUAUCAUAAAAAAUCAUGUUUAUAACAAAACUGUUAGUAAAAUUAAGUAAUUAAAUUAAAUUAGUAUUAACGUGAAAAAUCACUUGAAACAAUUAUUUUUACUUAAAAAGUCAUAAAUAAUAAUUACAGAAACUAUAAUUAGAAAUUUGUCUUGGAAUAUCGCUACUGGUUUUACUGGUAAUUUUCUGAAAACCGAACUAAGAAAUUGAUUAUGAGAAAUGUGACAUCCAUUUAAGAACUUAAUUUCGUCACAAAUUUUAUUCAAAGAUUAAUUAAUAAUUAUAAUUAUAAUUUCGGUACUCUAGGAAACACGUACCACGAACAAUUUAUGGCAGUGUAAAUUAUUCGUAGUACUAAUAAAUAUUAUAGGUACCAACGGAUUAAAAAUUAUGAAAGAAAAAAACAAAUGUUUUUGUAAAAUAAUAUAUAUUAAAGGGAUUUGAAGCAGUGAUUUUUUGUUUUUGUCUUACACACGUGCAACAUAGAAAUUUAGACGUAUUCUAUUUCCACCGUACCGAUUGGUCUAGUAAAGCGAUCAGAAUUCUGAAAACAGAUUUGAAUUUGUCGUCAAGUCUACUUGAAAUCGACUUUUCUAUUUUUUUUUUUAUUUAUCUCCCUAAAUCUUAAAAAGAACCAUACUAAAAAAAAAAUAGAAUAUUUUAAUUUUUGGAGAAAUUAAAAUCAAAAUCCAAAAAAGUGGGAAGUAGUCUUGACGUAAAAUUCAAAUCUGUUUUUACAAUCAUUAUCACUUCACUAGACCAAUCAAUAGGUUGGAAAUAGAACACGUUACAUUCCUAUAUGUUGCACGUCUGUAAGACAAAAAUAGAAAAUUACUGCUUCCAAUCUUCUUAGUUCUGUCACCAAGUUUUCAAUAAUGAUUGAUGAUUAAAUUUUGAUAUUUAUUUUUAGUUUAAAAUAAUGGAAAAAACCAGACCGAAAUUUAUCGAUAAGAUAAAGAGUGUAAACACGUUAAACUCAGUUACUCUUUUUGGAGGACCAGGAUUCGAUUGCCUCAGCACGUUAUUACAACUUAAAGGCAGCAUCAAUGAUGAAGAAUCAGGAAUAUAUCCCUUAGAUUAUUUUCAUCUAAUAGGUAGGGUGUACGAAAAUCAAGGUGAAUGGCAAAAAGCUAUGGAAAAGCUUUUAGAAGGACGUUAUUAUGCACCUAUGUUAAACCAAAGGGUAAUAACAACAAUUUGUAACAAUUGGAUUUAAUUUUUUAAUAACUAUUGUAUUAUAUGACUAUGUAUAGUGCACCGUAUUAGGUCGGAAAAUAAAUUCCCGAAAAGUAUUUCUCAGAAAUACAAAAAAAAAAAAAAAAAACUAAAAACUGUAUUUGUCCGGAAUGUAAUCGCUGGAACGUAUAUUUCUUGACUUCACCGUCGACCGUUACUGUCGGCAUCGAUAUAACAUCAUGAUACAUAACAUAAUUAUUCAUAUUUGUAUAAUUAUAUAUUUAAAUUUCGGAGAAAUACUUUCCAAGAUUAUACGAGCUGUAUAAUUUUAUAAUAUAUAUUUUUUCGGAAUUAUAACUUUCCGAUCCGAGUACGGCUUUUAGUUCUUAGAUUCCGAAAAAAUUUCGGACAUAUUAUAUAGUCCCUCCCCUUGAAUGCCGAUUUGAGCCUUUUGAAUUUAUUAUGCGUCUGGUCACACUGUGGUGGUCCCGCCGCAGAAUAAAAACCCAUAUUUAUUUAUGGACGCGUCACACUACCCCGAUUAUACCGUGUUACGACGCUGGUCGCCGUUCUGAAUUGCAACACGUCGCGGUUUAUCUGUUUCCACCGCAUCCAAUAUUUCGAAUCUCUUGUCACUUAUGAUAAAUACGUAUAGAUUUCAAUGGAUCGUACUACAGAAGAAGUAAUUUUAUAAUUUUUUAAAAACUGCUUUAAUUAAAAAUAAAAGUUUAUUCGAUACGAUUACAAAUGUUUAUUGUGAGUGUGAAAAAACACGAAUGCUUAUGGAAAAUAAGUGGCAAAGAUCGUGCUGAUAAGCGUAUGAAAUUGAGGGCAUGGAAUGAUAUCGGAUUUGAUUUAAUUGAUGAGAUGAUAUCUGAUUUAGCUCUCCGAAAAAAAGGAAGGAAAAAAAUAAUUUAGAUCUUUAAAAUACUCUAGUCGAGUUUAUGAAAAAUCCCCCGAAGAAUUCGAUACCGAUAAAGUCUUUCUAUUAUAUUUUUUACCAGAUCUUAAAAAAAAUGAAUGAUAAUCAAAAAUUAGAUAAAAAAAUAGAAUUUAUAAAUUCAGUAAAACGGAGUAAACGAAUCUAUAAUAAUAGCUUCUCAAUCCAAUAUCUAUCUAUCAGUAUCUAUCUAAGUAUUCUCGACUAACAAAACUAACUAACAAAAUUCGAAUAAUCAUAAAAUUCAUCAUCGUACAAUGCAUUUUUUUCACAUUUUCAAACAAGCUUCCCACCUUAUUCAUAUCCAUCUACUUUUCCAGCUAUUCUUAAUAAUCCUUUAACUUCAAAUAUUAAGGAGGACGGUGUUUUAUUUUAAUAACUUAAAAUAAUUAUUAUUUUAUUAUUUUUUUAAUGGUUUGUUUGAAAUUAGUAAUAUCUUAUUUGUAAAUAUAUUGUUGUUCUCAUAAUUACACUGAAUAUUAUAUUUUGAAUUUAAUUAAACUAAGUUUCUAAAAAAAAUGAAUUCAAGAUUUAUCACGAUUUGAUAAAAAAAAUGUAUUUUAUUACUUAUUACUAAUUUUUAAAAACAAAUUUUACCCGGUUGUCAGAAUAAAUCUUUUCUCAGUAUAAACCGAACUUCGGAAUUUCGUUACUAGUUUGGUAAUGUAAGGUCAUAUUUUAAUCAUAAGCUCAUUAAAUGAAGAAAUAGACAUACGGUAAUAUGUAAACAAUUCAUCAGAAUUUAAUCUAAUUUUUCCAUAAAAAUUAAAAAACCUUCUAGUUUCCUUUUGUGUCUGAUGAAAUGGAUGGAUCCAAUACCGCUUUUCUUUUUUCGGAUCGUUUAAGUAGCCAAAAUACUUAACAACUUGUGUUAAAUUUAACAAUACAACCUUCAUAAAAUAUAUUAUUAUAUUAUAUAUAUAAUGAACUCAAUCAAUGUUUUGUGAAUAAUAAACUAUAUAAUAUUAUAAUAAAAAUCUUAAUUAAGUAUACAAAUUAUUAUAACAUAGAAAACACAGCUGAUGUUAGUUGUAUCUAAUUCAUAAAUGAACAGAAACUUCCACGGUUUUACCGUGCUAGUGUAGUUAGUGUAUACCGCACGGCUAAAUCAACACGGUAACAACUACCAUAGUGUUUUAUGUUAUUGUUUUUUUUUUCAGGCUCGUUUCGUUAAUAAAAAAAUGCAAGAUGAUUACGAAAAAAUUUAUCUCAGUAAAUUUGCAGACAAAUAAUUAUAUUGGGAAGUGUAGAAUAUUAUUAUCAGCUAAUAAAAAUGUGUUAUUUAUUUUAUACUGCAUUACUAUACGAUAUUACGAAUAUUGUUAUUAUUAUUAUCAUUAAUAAAUAUAGCUAAAUCAGAAUUUAUUAUUCGAUUAUUAUAGUCACUUAACAUUAAAUCUUAAUAAAAGUAUGCCACAUUGAUUAAUGAUUUGUUUUUAUUAUCUUACGUAUUAUUAUUCGAAAC
Cinara cedri is the source of this 5937-nucleotide messenger RNA. NCBI's taxonomy places the organism in Eukaryota, Metazoa, Arthropoda, Insecta, Hemiptera, Aphididae. The record is from the annotation of a GenBank genome assembly.